Messenger RNA from Aspergillus sclerotioniger CBS 115572, 1698 nucleotides. Its product is annotated as AAT family amino acid transporter. Bases 1 to 1698 code for a protein of 565 amino acids. Gene Ontology annotation, molecular function: amino acid transmembrane transporter activity. Gene Ontology annotation, cellular component: membrane. NCBI's taxonomy places the organism in Eukaryota, Fungi, Ascomycota, Eurotiomycetes, Eurotiales, Aspergillaceae. The record is from RefSeq and is a predicted model, not a curated record. Gene Ontology annotation, biological process: amino acid transmembrane transport. The transcript is spliced from 4 exons.
AUGGACCAGCAACAAAUAGAGCCGGAUGCAGCCAAAAAAGUAGACUCGAUCCUAGAGCCCCAGAGCGACAUCCCAAGCGACUGCAAUUUGGGCGAAAUCGUCCAGAGGCCUGAUGAUCUGCAACGCCAUCUUACUUCUCGCCAGAUACAAUUCAUUGCCAUCGGAGGCUCCAUCGGAACGGCUCUGUUUGUAAGUAUCGGCUAUGCCCUCAUGCAUGGAGCAGCAAGCCUUCUCGUGGCAUUCAUCCUCCAAGCAUGCAUUAUGGCCCAGGUCAAUAAUUCGCUGGCCGAAAUGACCAUCUUCAUGCCGGUCAGCGCCGCCUUCAUCCAACACGCCAGUGCCUGGGUUGACGGUGCCUGGGGUUUCAUGAUCGGCUGGAAUUUCUGCGUGUUUGAGGGCCUCCUCAUUCCAUUCGAGAUUACAGCCCUGGACAUGGUUCUGUCCUUCUGGCGCGAUGAUAUCCCGGCGGCUGCCGUCAUCUCCACUUGCAUCGUUCUUUAUGCGAUUACGAACUUAUUCGGGGUCAAGUACUUUGGUGAGGCCGAAUUCUGGCUGGCGGGAGGGAAACUCCUGCUCAUCACCAUCCUGUUCUUGUUCACCUUCAUCACCAUGGUAGGAGAAAACCCGCAACAUGAUACGUAUGGUUUUCGGAACUGGUCAAAACCGAGCCCGUUUGUCGAAUACACUUCCACUGGGGACCUGGGCCGUUUUCAGGGUUUCCUGGCCGCCUUGUGGCAGGCUGGCUUCACAAUCGUGGGUCCCGAGUACUUGGCCUGCGUGGCUGGAGAAGCACAGCAUCCCCGGAAAACGCUAAAGUCUGCGUUCAAGUCCGUAUACUGGCGGCUUGGGGUUUUCUUUAUCGGGGGUGCCCUCUGCGUUGGUAUCAUCCUUCCUGCUAACGAUCCGACCCUGCUGAGAGUGUUGGGUGACGGGGACACGGGCACCGGCGCGUCAUCACCAUACGUGAUUGCUAUGACCAACAUGGGAGUCGAGGUGUUACCGGACCUAGUCAACGCCCUCCUCUUUACCAGCAUUUAUUCGGCUGGGAACGCAUAUGUCUAUACCACUUCUCGGAGUUUGCAUGGUCUGGCUCAGAAUGGCCAUGCCCCCAAAUUGUUCCGCAAGUGCACCAAAGACGGGGUUCCAAUAUACUGCCUUGCAGUAGCGUUGGCAUUCGCCUGUUUGUCUUUCUUGAAAUUGGGUAGUGGCUCGGUACAAGUGCUGACCUGGCUCACAAACUUGAUCACCUGCGGGACAGUAGUAACAUACAUCGUCGUGUGUGUCAAUUAUAUCUUUUUCCACCGAGCACUGAAAGCGCAGGGCUUUAGCCGCAUGGAGCUGCCCUAUCGAGGGUAUUUCCAGCCCUAUGGGACUUGGAUUGCUCUGAUUUGGCUCUUGGGUAUUGAAGUCUUCUACGGGUAUGCGGUGUUCUUGAAAGGACGGUGGGAUAUCGGGUCUUUCUUCAGCGAUUACACAAUGGCGUUUCUCGCCAUCGCUACCUAUGCAGGAUGGAAGAUCUGCAAGCGCACCCGGUUUGUCCGUCCGCAAGAGGCAGAUCUGGUGUGGGCUCGGCCGGCGAUUGAUGCUCACGAGGCCGUCAUGGAGGAGGUUCAUCAGGCUGGGAUUCGCGAACAAUUGAUGCAGACUUUGCGAACCAAGUGGGGAGGUGGUCGCUCAACAAGCACCUGGAUGGUCUAA